AGCGACCAUCAACCAGCUCGCACCACAGCCGCCAUGUCGACGCUCAUGAGAACGCUGCGCAACCUGCGCCGGAUCGGAAUUAAGGAUUAUGCUCACCAAAUGGCGAAUAUCGGUGAUACCAAAGCCGGAACCUUGAUUGGCACGGAUAGAUAUGGCAACAAGUACUUUGAGAAUCUGGAGGAGGAGCUGCCGCUGCGAACACGUUGGGUAGACUACAAGGAUAAGGAGUUUGAUCCUUCUCAGAUCGAGCCCGGAUGGCACGCUUGGAUGUCAUACAUGGUCGACAAGUCACCAGCCGUAGACCCGCUUCUGCAGCGUCAGGUCCGCGUUUGGGAGCCAAAAGAGCACAGGCCUACCCUUACUUGGAGUCGAUCUGGAUACAAGCCUUACAGCACCGUCAAGAACAAGUAUUCCCCAUGGACCCCCGUAGCCAAGCCUCGUGCGUAGAUAGGGAAAUCACCAUUAGUCUCACUUAUGCAAAAUCGUCAAAGCCCCUAGUUCUUCAUUCAUCACGUAUGUAGUUCUUGGAAGUUAUAUGUGGCUGUUUUCUUCCUUGUCGGCAAUCCAUCUUACAUAAGAUCAAAACUGUGGCGUGCGUAUUUGUUUUAUUAGGCUGAAGGCGGGGGGGAUAGUGAUCAGCUCACGACCCCAAAACUACUAAGAUUCCCAACAUGAGAUUGUUCUUUUGCGAUUUACGUCUUGGUAUUGCGAAAAAAAGUGAUGGGAGUGAUAUUGAUUGAUUAUUCAUGAGGGUAGAAAAUAAGACCACAUCACAUAAUCAUA
Bipolaris sorokiniana ND90Pr is the source of this 783-nucleotide messenger RNA. RefSeq lists its product as uncharacterized. NCBI's taxonomy places the organism in Eukaryota, Fungi, Ascomycota, Dothideomycetes, Pleosporales, Pleosporaceae. The transcript is spliced from 8 exons. The record is from RefSeq and is a predicted model, not a curated record. Gene Ontology annotation, cellular component: membrane. The coding region runs from base 34 to 447 and encodes 137 amino acids. Gene Ontology annotation, biological process: mitochondrial respiratory chain complex I assembly; response to oxidative stress.